AUGUGGGGCUGGUUUGGCGGUGCCUCGGCGCAGAAGCAGAAGAACAGUCCCAAGAAUGCGAUCCUGGGGCUGCGCUCGCAGCUUGACAUGUUGCAGAAGCGCGAGAAGCAUCUACAGAACCAGAUCGAUGAGCAAGACGGUGUCGCCCGCAAGAACGUUAGCACGAACAAGAAUGCGGCCAAGGCGGCUUUAAGGCGCAAGAAGACACACGAGCACUCACUGGAGCAAACUGUAGCGCAGAUUGGAACACUGGAGCAACAGAUUAACGCGAUCGAGUCGGCAAAUAUCAACCGAGAGACGUUGGCGGCUAUGGAGAAUGCCGGCCAUGCCAUGAAGGGUAUUUACAAAAAUCUCACACCAGAGAAGGUGGACGAGACGAUGGAGACUCUGCGGGAACAGAAUGCGCUCAGCGAGGAGAUUGUCAACGCGAUUGGAAGUGCCACGAUCGGCGAGUACGAGGAUGAAGACGGCUUGCUGGAAGAACUGGAGCAGAUGCAACAGGAGCAGCUGGACGAGCAGAUGUUGAAGACAGGCAACGUUCCCGUGCUGGACGAAGUUCACAAGAUGCCCACUCCGGCAAACACAGAGCCUGUGUCGAACAAGAAGCAGGCAAUCGAAGAGGACGACGAGGAAGCCGAACUCCGCAAGCUGCAGGCGGAGAUGGCCAUGUGA
Molecule: messenger RNA, 672 nt
Organism: Ilyonectria robusta
Lineage: Eukaryota; Fungi; Ascomycota; Sordariomycetes; Hypocreales; Nectriaceae
Product: Snf7-domain-containing protein
Exons: 4
Coding region: 1-672 (223 amino acids)
Biological process (GO): vesicle budding from membrane; late endosome to vacuole transport via multivesicular body sorting pathway
Cellular component (GO): cytoplasmic side of plasma membrane; multivesicular body; ESCRT III complex
Source: RefSeq, a predicted model, not a curated record